AGACACACCUUGCUAGUCUUCACCAGAAAAGGAUAUUUUCGACGACCAACGGAGGCAUAGACGCAUGUCUGUGCUCAGCGUCUUUCUAAAAGCCGCGGCGCUCGGCGCGGCGAUGAAUGCGUUGCUUCCCAGCCGGCGCGCGCAGUGUGCUCCGUUCGUGGAUGCACCGCCAGCAUCAGCCGCCGACGUGGCCACGCAGGACUUGGUUGCCAGCAUGCGUCUCCUCGACCAAGAUCCCCAAUGGAGCAUUGAGGCCGACGAUUUCCACAACAGCCUGCGCGCAGCCACGGUGCAGCUGCGCCUUCUCCGCCUCAGCGCCACAUACACAGACGCGGAAGGCGACACCGCCCCCGUCAUGCGGCUUGUCGGGCUUUUUCCUGGUGUGUCGACGGACACGCUUUAUCAUUAUCUGACGGGUCUGCAGACGCGUCCUGCGUGGGACGCAAACUACACCUUCUACGAGCGUUUUAACGGCGCCUGUCGGGGCACCCUUCAGCAUCCCUCUCUGCAGCGGCCGAUGGCUGCCGUGGCGAAGAAGCGGCCGCACUGCGAAGGGGAUGUGUGCACCCUCGUACCGGAUAUCUCGAGCAGCAUCGUCGACCAUGACUGGUUCUGCCACGGGGUGGGCAGCCCCUCUCUGCGUCGCUUUGGACUUGUCGACCGCCUUUUCCAAUACGAGCGGCUCACCACCGUUUUCCGAUUUGCAGCCGACGCCGAAGCGGUUCCUGCUGGUGCGCUGGCGGUGUACGACAUCCUCUUCAGCGGCUCAAGGCGGGCGCGCGACAGGGCCGCCGCAGACUCCCCCGCACUCGCCGCGUGGCUGCAGACCAAACGCCGCUGCGACGACGUGGAGGGCGUGGACGUUAACUUUCAGCAAAUCACUCUCAUCCCUAUUGCCGAUGCGCACGACCAACUCUUAGCGCGGCCCGAGCAGCUGCACUGGCUGUGCACCAUGGGCAGCGUGAUGGACGAUAAGGCGGCCAAACUCGUUUACAACGUUUUCAAGGACACCCAAACACGCAGCGAGCAGGGAAAGGCGUCUCUUCCAGGAAGUCUGCUCGUCAUGACGUCCGCCAACAACGUGCAUGUUCCCAAGCUCUUUCCAUUAUGGAUGCAGAAGAAGAUUUCCGGUGCUGUGUCGCGUAAAGCAUACGGACAAUUGAUGGCCGCUUGCGUGAAGGAUCAAGGACGGUGA
Leptomonas pyrrhocoris is the source of this 1195-nucleotide messenger RNA. RefSeq lists its product as hypothetical. The record is from RefSeq and is a predicted model, not a curated record. Lineage: Eukaryota; Euglenozoa; Kinetoplastea; Trypanosomatida; Trypanosomatidae. The coding region runs from base 65 to 1195 and encodes 376 amino acids. The transcript has a single exon.